This is a messenger RNA of Linum tenue, 1157 nucleotides long. The record is from the annotation of a GenBank genome assembly. Lineage: Eukaryota; Viridiplantae; Streptophyta; Magnoliopsida; Malpighiales; Linaceae.
AUGGAAUAUGUUGGAAGAAUAGAGUUGGCUACCCCAAGGAUAUAUCACACAGACGAUCUUACCCCUCCCCAUCAAACUCUUGUAGAUUACUUGGAUCACAAACCUUCUCUCCUGACCUUAAGAACUGGCCUUAAGAUCAUAACCAGGAGAAAAGCAGCAGUCGUUUAUCACAUCGAACGUAACGGUCAUCCUGAGCAUCCUCAUUUCUUGGAGGUCCCUAUCUCUUCUAGUAAAGGGCUCUACCUCAAAGAUGUGAUCAAUGCUCUCAACUCGAUCAGAGGUCCAGGCAUGGCUAACAUGUACUCAUGGUCAUCAAAGAGGAGGCAUGGGAAAGGAUUUGUGUGGAAAGACUUGACAGAGAACGACUUGAUACAACCAUGCAGUAAUGAUGAUGGUGGCAAUGACAAUUACAUUCUGAAAGGGUCGCCAGUCCCUGAGCUCUUCUCCACAUGGAACUUGAGAUCCCCUGCUGCUGACACUCUAACAUCUUCAGCCACAUCCAAAGGAUCCUCCGACGACAUCGACACCUCUAGCCUGAGCGACGAUGACGACUUCGAUUCACCAGUCAUCAGAGGGAAGAGCUUUGGCUGUGGCACCACGUUUGUCGAUGCUGAUGUUAAUCAACAUCGGCGGGAUAAGCUGCCACCACCUCGCACGUUGACCAUCUUGACCAAUGAGAUUGAUGAACUGUGCUCUGAAUUUCCAUCACCAAUGGAUGGUGAUGGUGAUGUUGGUGCAGCCAAGAAAGUUGAUGCAGAAGAAGCUUAUUGCAACCACCAUGAAACUCUUCGAUCUGCUAUGAUGAGAACUACUACUGACAGGGUUUCUCCUUCUACACCUGCUGAAUCAAUAGCCAGAAAGCCUGCUGCAGGGAGAGUUGGGAGGCCGAGGACAACCGACCUUCUGUGGACUCUGGUGAGGUGUGGUCGUGUGGAUCACGUUCGAUGAGGUGAAAAAGAGAUGGACAAAUGAAGAUGGUGAUGAAGAAAUGAAACCAAGGGCAAGGAAUGUUUACUUUGAUGAUCAAGAAUUCACGAUGACUAUUGAGGUUUUUUUUUUUUUUAAUAAGAUGUAUGAUGUUGUAACACAUGUAAGGGUGGACAUGGGUCUAAAAUCAUAUCAAAUUGAGAUAAAAUCGAAUCAAACUUAAAGAAGAA